This is a messenger RNA of Drosophila bipectinata, 1489 nucleotides long. Its product is annotated as venom protease. Gene Ontology annotation, biological process: proteolysis. The record is from RefSeq and is a predicted model, not a curated record. Gene Ontology annotation, molecular function: serine-type endopeptidase activity. Lineage: Eukaryota; Metazoa; Arthropoda; Insecta; Diptera; Drosophilidae.
UUCAGAUUCAUUCUAAGUUCAUCGGUUGAGCGCGCGCGUUGCAAGUCCAAUAUCGUUAUCUCAUCUUCCGCACUAAACAGCAACGGCUUCGGCAUCCGUACUUGGGACAGGUUUACAAUUUGUGAUAAACGAGGCAGUCGGAACCCCCACCAAGUCGAUUAGUGAAUAUCACAGUAAUUAGAUAGGAUGGGUUUAUUAAUUGCUAGUGUGGGCCUUUGUCUAAUCUUUAUUGGAAUGCCACAGCUGGUUCUGAGCCAGAGUGGAUGCUUGACUCAAUCCGGGAUUGCGGGCCAGUGUGUUCGCGCCCAGGAGUGUCCUUUUGUAACACAGCUCCUCAAUGUCUAUGGUGGUAACAUACCAGACUAUUUUCGUAAUCAGUUGCGACAAAUGAGGUGCAACGGCGGAAGAGCUGGUGCAUAUGUGUGUUGUCAUAUCAACACGUUAACUCAGCAAGUGCAAACAAAAAAAGGUGGAGGCCAAUCCACUGAUAUAAAUAGAAUCGAUCAGGAUGGCCUUAGAUUGCUACACUCAAUUCAGGACUGUGGUAAUAAAGGAAAUCCCAAAGUCGCAGGCGGUAGGCCAGCCACACAAGGCAUGUUCCCUUGGAUGGCACUGCUCAAGUACGACAUCGAUGACCCGCGUCCAUUCCUUUGCUCCGGAAGUCUUAUAACCGAGAGUCACAUCCUUACCGCUGCCCAUUGCAUUGUCGAGCGCCCAGAUGUCAUUGCUGUACGUAUGGGUGAACAUGAUUUGGACACAGAGAGGGACUGUGCUGUUUUGGGUGGCACCAAAACUGUCUGCCAGGAGUACGAGGACUAUGAGGUCGAAGAUGUUCGAGUUCACCCCAAAUAUGUUCACGGAAAGAUUCAUUACGACAUCGCCAUUAUUAAGGUAAAAGGCGUUAUAAAGGCCAAAUCGCACAUCAAGCCCAUUUGCCUGCCCAUUGAGGAAAAGUCCCAGGCAUUGAGCUACAACCAGGACUUUUACAUCGCCGGAUGGGGUCGGACUGACAAGACGGACACCCCCUCGGUACUCCAAAAGGCUAUUGUGCAGCGUAAGAGUCUGGACGUGUGCCGCCAGUUCUACGGUGAUGAUGAAGUGAGCGACAACCACAUCUGCGCCGCGGGCACCGAACUGAAGCACACCUGCCAGGGAGAUUCCGGCGGCCCGGUCUUCAUUAAGCAUCGCUUCAAGGGCACCUUCCGAUUUGUCCAGUAUGGAAUCGUGUCGUUCGGAGAGAGACGGUGUGGUCAUAACGAAAAUCAACCAGGUCUGUUCUCCAACGUACUGGACAUGUUACCCUGGAUCACCCAAAACCUACAGUAGAUCGUCGAUCAACCCGAGAUGCCUGGCUUUGUCACAACUAUUUAUAAUUACAUAUGUAUUUAUUUUUUCUAAAAACCGUAGUCUAAAAAGCUCUUGCCAUAGAUACUCUAGAGGAUUCAUAAGUUUUUUGACAUUAUUUAAUAUAUUGUUUAAGCAGCAUUAA